AUGGAUCUAUCGUGCGGGACGCGGUACGAGCUGUACGGGGUGGCGCGGAACUCGGUGGGCUGGAGCGAGGAGAGCAAGAGCCUCGUCACCUCGACGAGGGGGGCGAAGCCGCGUCCGCCGAGGCUGGACGAUCACAGGAAUCUGUUGGCGGUCGACGGGACUUCGCUCACGCUGGAUCUGAGGGGAUGGGAGGACGAGGGAUGUCCGAUCGUGGCGUUCUCGGCGGAGUAUAAGCUUCGGGACGGGCAGUCGUCGUGGAUACUAGGUGGGUUGGGGUGGGAGGGGGAGGGAGGGGAGAGGCGAGGAGUGUCGAGGGUGGAUGGGCUGGGUGUAGUUCUUCCGAAGAAGCCGGUGGGGCCGCCGUUCGUGGUGGAGAAUCUCGCGUCGGGGAAGGAGUACUUGGUGCGUCUGACGGCUUUCACGGAGGCGGGGGACACCGAGGAGACGGUCUCCGUGCUCACUUCCCCUCGAGGCGGGGUGAUACGGGGGCGAGGCUCUCAGACGUCGAAUGGAGAUGGGGGUUUCGGUGGAGGGGAUUGGGGGAACGUUCGCGUGUUGGCUCCCAUCAUCGCCUCCGUAUUCGCCACCGUAGUCUCUCUCGCUUCCAUCCUCUUCUGCUGGAAGCACGGUAACGAGCGUCAUUCCAUCAAAACUCGGGCGGAACUCUUUCGCAUACGAAUGCUUAAUUAUACAGGUGGAGGGUGCAAGAGGAGGAGCGAAGGCAGUCCGCCUUCUCAGGGUGCAUCCGUGAAAAAGUACUCCACUGCCUCUAGGGACCAUCAAUUCGAGUAUGAAGAUGAGAUCAGCCCUUAUGCAACGUUCCCCAUCGUCCCCUGCCCUGCACAUUCCUAUCGCAAGAACUUGGCCGUUGCCAGCAGUCAGGGACCGGGUGUCAUCGGAAAUGAGUAUAAGCUUACACUGCAUUCAGUGAGGGCUUCGAUGAAAGACCCAGAUUCUUCAGACAGCGAUGAUUCUCGUUACAUUUACGAAGCUCCUGUUCAAGGGAAAGAGACGGGCGUGGACGAGACUCGACGACGGACUCCCGACGAGACAGCUGAGGAACAACAACAAAGGAGACGGACGACCGUGAUAGAAGCCAGGGGAGUGCAGCAGAGCCAGGGCAUCAUGGGGGCAUGUGCCCGUGCGCUGCGCAUCGCUCGGCCCGUGAGUCACGAGGAGUGUGGGCCUUCGCCCUUGGAACAUGAGAGGAGGAAGUGGACAUCUCCAGGCGUCCCUGGACUGGCCUUGGGGAUGGAUUCCCGUCACUCGGAGGUCACACCACCGAUCGAUCCUGUAUUUGCAGUCAAGGGCACGACCCAACGGUACUGCUAG
This is a messenger RNA of Darwinula stevensoni, 1332 nucleotides long. Lineage: Eukaryota; Metazoa; Arthropoda; Ostracoda; Podocopida; Darwinulidae. The record is from the annotation of a GenBank genome assembly.